Meyerozyma guilliermondii ATCC 6260 is the source of this 1215-nucleotide messenger RNA. RefSeq lists its product as uncharacterized. Gene Ontology annotation, cellular component: fungal-type vacuole membrane. The transcript has a single exon. Gene Ontology annotation, biological process: vacuole fusion, non-autophagic; plasma membrane organization. The record is from RefSeq and is a predicted model, not a curated record. Gene Ontology annotation, molecular function: phospholipid binding. Lineage: Eukaryota; Fungi; Ascomycota; Pichiomycetes; Serinales; Debaryomycetaceae. The coding region runs from base 1 to 1215 and encodes 404 amino acids.
AUGUCAGACCCAACACUGAAGGAGCUGGAUUCCUCGUUCCAGCUGCCAAAUAACUACUCCCUGAUCACGCCCGCGUCUCUCGGACCACCAGGACCUUCGGCAUCACAUUCGGAUGAUUUAUAUGCUCAAAUCAAGAAUAGAUCCAAUGCUUCAGCCAACAUAAAUUCGUCUUUUCCAACUAGUUCCCGACUGCUGGCACUUCCAGAGUCCGUACGCGGAAGGCAAGUGACUCGUCAGCUAUCCCUAAACACUUUCACCUCGUUUACGCCGUCGGUUAUGGAUCUUCCGUACAUCUUGGGACCGAGAGACUUCCAGUCGACUGUCGAGUGUUAUGAAGAAUUGUUAACUAAAGCCGACAAAUAUAGCCGGGCGCUCCACGCUGUAGCCGAGGCAGCUAGUGAUUUUGGUCAGGCGUUGGAGGAGUCCGUGAAAAGCCCAAAAAUUAACUACCGUAAAGAGGUCAGUGAAGGGCUUGUAAAUGCAGCUGGUUUGCAAUAUAUAAUAGGCACCAACGAGCUGAUACUAGCACGCACACUUAAAGAGUCGUUUCAGGUCCCUCUUGCGGAAGCAUUGGCUAAAGUCAAGCUGGAUUACAAGUCAAAUCACGAGUAUUACCAGCAAGAGGUUCGAGAGAAAACCAAGAGGCUUCGUCAAAAAGAACUCGAGAAUAUUAAGCUAUCCAAACUGAGAACGAGAAACCUCAAUGCUUACAAGUCGAACCUAGUCCAGCUUACGAACCAGGUUGACGAAAUUGAUCGACUUAAGCAUGACUACUACCAUGAAGUGAAUGCAAUAUUGGAGCAUUUUAGUGGAGAUCAACUAGUUUUGAAAACCGGCUCUUUCGUGCGGGCGCAGCUAGAAAUCUACGAAGGUAUAGCAAGGAAAGGCUGGUCUGGUGGAGGACUCGAUGAGCUUUUGUCAAUUGCUCCCGAUCUCUUUGGUUCUGCGGUUGAACCUGAGCAUCAAGUGGACACAGAUGAUGUACUAGCAGCCAAUGAGAGCAUACAUUCCGACAAUGACGAUACUAUAGACGCUAUAAAUCAAGGAGGACCACCCAUUGCAUCGCCAACCUCGGUCAUAGAACGUUCAACUCCUGUUCAUUCUGAACAAGAAAGCUGUUCGUCUCCCGUGGAUACUUCUUUUGAGCUACCAAAAAUUGGAAACUCUGAUCUGGUCCUAUAUCGGAACUCGAGACUGCCUGUUGAAGACCACUAG